This is a messenger RNA of Aethalodelphis obliquidens (Pacific white-sided dolphin), 595 nucleotides long. RefSeq names its product putative G antigen family E member 3. NCBI's taxonomy places the organism in Eukaryota, Metazoa, Chordata, Mammalia, Artiodactyla, Delphinidae. Bases 199 to 507 code for a protein of 102 amino acids. The record is from RefSeq and is a predicted model, not a curated record. The transcript has 5 exons.
CCUUCUUCUUCCUCUCCCUGCUACUUCCCUGUGAAAAGGCCAAUGACAAAAAUAAUUCACAGGGCUUCCCUCUGUGUCUUUGGUAACUACCCUGUGACAAGUCAAGAGUGCUAGUGCCUGACAAACACCACUGUUUGAUAAGGAAACAAAUAUGGAAGAAAGGGACAGGGCAAAUCCUUCCAAGGUUUGGUGAGAAAUAUGAGUGGGCAUGUAAGAAGAAGAUCCAAAUCUGCAGGAAGAAGAGAGUCUUCCCAGGUUGUUGGGCCUCUUGUUGCUCAGCAGCCCAGUGAUAAACCACCUCAACUAGAGGAACCACCGUCUGAGAAUCAGGAUACUAUAUCUGCUCAGGACAUUGAAGGGCCUGCUAUGGAAGCUGAUCAACAGGAACUGGCUCUGCUGAAGACUGUGGAUAAGCCUGGGGAUGGUCCUGAUGUGAAGGGUGAGAUUCUACCAAGUCUAGAGACCAUUGAAAAGCCAGAAGCAGGUGAAGGGCAACCACGGAUUUAAACAAAGGUAGACUGAAGCUAAGUACGCUGUCCCUAUGUUGGAAAUUUGACUGUUCACCAUCUCUCAAUAAAGUUUUACAACUUUCUUC